Molecule: messenger RNA, 2376 nt
Organism: Lathyrus sativus (Indian pea)
Lineage: Eukaryota; Viridiplantae; Streptophyta; Magnoliopsida; Fabales; Fabaceae
Source: the annotation of a GenBank genome assembly
AUGGGAGCUACGCAUCAGGUCAAUAAGCCUCACAAGUCACGUUUCUCUUCAAAGUCUUCUCGCAACAUUCACAAAACCUCAGUUAAAGAUAGACUUGCGAUUGUAAAAUCCUCGCGCAAUGUUGGCAAAGGGGCCCGCGCAACUCGACUUCAGAAAAAUAAAAUGAUUCGGGAACAAAAAAAGGCUGCGGUUUUGAAAGAGAAAAGAGAGUUGAGUGGAUCAAAAUGUCCUCCUCGAGUAAUUGUUCUUUUUGCCCUUUGUGAUACUGUGGAUUUAGAACCAGUUGCCGUCGAUCUUUUGUCAUUGUUAUCCAGUGAUUCUUCUGCAGGGCUGUCAGAGCCAGUUGCUUCUUCUGAAUAUAGGACCAGAGUAACGGUACUAAAAGCACCUCAUGGUGAUUUACAGUCCUGUCUGGAAAUGGCUAAGGUUGCUGAUCUACUGGUUUUUGUCGCCUCUGUAACUGCAAGGUCUUUGUGUGAAGAAACUGAUUCUUACUUUAUUGAUUCAUUUGGAAAACAUUGCCUUUCUAUAUUUAAAUCACUUGGUUUACCAAGCACUGCAGUCUUUGUUCGGGAUUUGCCAACCGAGCUAAAACAAAGAAAUGAACUAAAGAAGGUUUGUACUUCUAGUCUUGCGUAUGAAUUUCCCGAGGACUGUAAAUUUUAUCCAGCUGAUACAAAGGAUGAUCUUCACAAGUUCCUCUCACUUUUUAAAGAGCAGAGGCUUAAAACUCCUCAUUGGAGGACUCAACGACCUUACCUCACGACUGACAAGGUCGACAAAAUAAAUGAUGACAGUUCUGACAAAUGCACCCUUGUUCUCACUGGUUACCUUCGUGCUCGUAACCUCUCUGUGAAUCAACUGGUUCAUGUAUCUGGUGCAGGAGAUUUUCAACUGGGCAAAAUUGAGGUUCUUAAGGAUCGCUUUGCUUUGAAUUCAAAGAAAAAACAAGACUUGAUGGAUUCUGAUGAAAACGAGGAGGUCAUUCGUUCUCUAGUUCCAGAUCCUGAAAUUCAAGAAUCUCUAGUUGUCGAGAAUACUCCUGAUCUUAUUGCUGGAGAGCAGACAUGGCCAACAGAGGCUGAAAUGGCACAGGCCGAUGAAGAUCGAAAGCAAAAAAAGUUAAGAAAGAGGAAUCUUCCUGCUGGCACUUCAGAGUACCAGGCUGCAUGGUUUGAUAAUGUCUCUGAUGAAGAGCAGUCAGACUGUGACAAUGAAGAUGAGGAUGGUAUGAUGUUGGAUGAAGAAAAUGGGUUUCCAGGUCAAGAAGGAAAUAAGUAUGUAGAUCUCGAUGGUGAUGGAGCUUCACUAAGAUUUGGAGAUUCUGAUGACGAAACUGACAAUGAUUCUGUGAUGAUGGAAGUUGACAACAUGACUACAGAGAAGAUACAAGAUGAACUUAAGGAACUUAAAGAAGCACAUGCUGCAGAUGAGGAGUAUCCUGACGAAGUUGAUACACCAUUGGAUGUUCCGGCUAGAAAGCGGUUUGCAAAAUAUAGGGGACUCAAGUCCUUCAGGACUUCUUCAUGGGAUCCUAAAGAGUCUCUACCCCAAGAUUAUGCCAAAAUUUUUGAGUUUGAUAAUUUUAAAAGAACACAAAAGCAUGUUCUUGCUAAAGCUUUAGAAUUGGAAGAUGAAAGCAGAGAGGACAAUAUUCCAGUUGGCUCAUAUGCAAGGUUGCAUAUCAAAGAAGUGCCCCGUAAUGUUGUCUCAAAGCUAUGUUCGCUUGCACAGACAACCCCAGUUACAACAUGUGGCCUGUUGAAACACGAGUCAAAAGUAUCUGUCCUUCAUUUCAGCGUGAAGAAGCACGAAACAUAUGAUGCGCCCAUCAAAUCCAAGGAAGAGUUAAUAUUUCAUGUUGGGUUUCGGCAAUUUGUUGGCCGACCUACUUUCUCUAGCGAGUUCAUAAACACAGACAAGAACAAGAUGGAGAGGUUUCUCCAUGCCGGACGCUUUUCAAUUGCUUCAAUUUAUGCUCCAAUUUCAUUUCCUCCUCUUCCUACUAUAGUCCUAAAGACAGUUGGAGAUGGUGCCGCACCAGUAGUGGCUGCUGUUGGCUCACUGAAAACUGUUAAUCCAGAUAGGAUAAUCCUUAAGCGUCUUAUUUUGACAGGCUACCCCCAAAGAGUAUCAAAACGUAAAGCUUCUGUAAGACAUAUGUUCUAUAAUCCAGAGGAUGUUAAAUGGUUCAAGCCUGUAGAGAUAUAUACCAAACGUGGUCUUCGUGGCAGAAUUAAAGAACCAGUUGGUACACACGGAGCAAUGAAAUGUCUUCUCAAUGGAGUGCUCUCACAGAGUGAUACUGUAUGUUUGAAUUUAUUCAAGCGUUCAUACCCGAAGUGGCCAACCCGUUAUUUUCCUUUACUAGAUUAG